AUGCAGGAAUUGCGCCGUAUGUUUAAUGAUUUUAAUAAACAACAGAACCAAAAGAUUGAAACUUUAAUCACAUCAAUUAAUGAGAUCAAGCAGCAAAACGUCGAAAUUCGUGAGUCCAUUUCAUUCCUAUCUGCAAAGUAUGACGAUGUUUUAAAGGAAUUAGAACAUAUCAAAGAAGAAAAUAGUUUGAAAACCUGUCUCAUAAACUCUCUUGAGCAGAAAAUUGAACUUUUGGAACGUAAUGCUAGAUCCACGAUGGCAGAAAUAAAAAAUAUUCCACGAGCCCAAUAUGAAAAUAAAAAUGAACUUAUUUCCUUGGUCAAGAAUUUGGGAGAAAUUAUUAAUAUGAAGAUCCUCGACACGGACAUAAAAGAUGUUUUUUCGGCAAAAGGCUAA
Molecule: messenger RNA, 396 nt
Organism: Parnassius apollo (apollo)
Lineage: Eukaryota; Metazoa; Arthropoda; Insecta; Lepidoptera; Papilionidae
Source: the annotation of a GenBank genome assembly